This is a messenger RNA of Gossypium raimondii (Peruvian cotton), 3664 nucleotides long. RefSeq names its product beta-galactosidase 6. Bases 1303 to 3408 code for a protein of 701 amino acids. Gene Ontology annotation, molecular function: beta-galactosidase activity. The record is from RefSeq and is a predicted model, not a curated record. Gene Ontology annotation, cellular component: cell wall; vacuole. The transcript has 20 exons. Gene Ontology annotation, biological process: carbohydrate metabolic process. NCBI's taxonomy places the organism in Eukaryota, Viridiplantae, Streptophyta, Magnoliopsida, Malvales, Malvaceae.
AGAAAGGAAAGAAAAGAAAAGGGAAGGAAAGAAAGAAAAUUUGGGGUUUCAAGGUUUCAAGCUCAAUUGCUAAUGUCGUGCAAGAGUCAUUGCCGAGAAAGGAAAGGGGAAGGUGAUCAAGGAGUGACUCGAGAAAAUUUACGGUGGUCGCGGGACACACACAAUUCAAUUUGACAAGACACUCCUUAUAUUGAUGAACUCGUUACCCUUUCACUCAGCCUUAGGCACUCAAAUUCUCUACAAAGUAAGAAGACAAAACCUCGACUAGGGAUAAUAUUGACUCAUUGAGAGAUCUGCCAAUUCUUGUUAAACAUUACUUCAAAAACUUCUAUGAAAAGAAUUGGUCUCCUCUAAACAAUGAGGUUAAAAUUUUUGAAUAAUAUUAUUUUGCAUUAAUGACCUGAAAUAAAAAUUUUAUUAUUUAAUAAAUUAAAAAUAGAAUAAAAAAUUAAUUAUAUUUAUAGUUUUUUUUUUCAAUUUUUUUAAAGAAUGGGAGUGGAAAUGAGGUUGAGGAAGAAGUUGAAUCAUGUGAUAUUCAUUUGGCUCACAAUGAAAUUGCAUGAGACAAUAUAUAUUUCAUGUGCAGACGGACCAAUCGAUGUGUUUCUUUCUCUUUGCUUCGUCAUCCUCGAUGCAUUAACCUUUUAUAAUGCCGCCUUCUGCACUCUCUUUCCCAGCUGGCCUUUUACCAUUUUAGUGAUUUCCAGUUUGUAGGGAUUUUUUUUAUAAAUAUUCCUUUUGUUUUUUAUGUACUUUUCAGAUAUUUUAAUUAAAACAUAAAAAAUUUUAAUAAUUCUACCUUACUUCAAGUAAUAAUUAAAGUUUAUAUCUGACAUGUAAAUAGCAUUACUUUCCCUCCUCAUAUUUUAAUUAUACAUAUAUAAUCAUAUCCUAUAUUCUCAAAAUAUUUUAUGAACCCUUAUUACCACGUCAUUUAAGAUCCUUUCGACACAUCUUUGAUUUAAAAUUUAAUCCAAAUAUAUAUAAUAUAAAAAAAUAUAAUUAACAUUAUAUAUAUUAGUGGUGGACGUGCAUUGGCUUUCUCAAUAUGAUUGAAUACAUAAUUGCGAAAAAAUUAAAAUCAAAUACAUUUUCAGUCAAAAGUUUUUAAAGCUAGAUAUAUAAAUAGUAUAUAAUAACAUGACAUGUCUCUAAUCCCAAUGAAAAGUUUAUGAUUUUCUUCAAGUGGUUUUUCUUUGAUUAUAAGGAGGUCCAACAGUGGAGAUGAAUGGUUGAGGGAUUGCAGAGAGUGUUGGGUCCUGUGUGGAGUUGAAUGUUGAGAAAUAGAAGGUAAGGGGAGCGAUGGAGAAAGGGAUGUUGGUGUUAGGGUUAGUAGCAAUUAUGGUGGUAGGUGUAGUGGUGGUGGUGGAGAGUAGUGUUGAAGGAGAUGGGAGAUCCUUGAUUAUUAAUGGACAACGAAAGCUUCUGUUUUCUGCUUCUAUACAUUAUCCUCGAAGCACCCCUGAGAUGUGGGGAUCAUUAAUAGGCAAAGCUAAAGAGGGAGGGAUCGAUGUGAUACAGACAUACGUGUUUUGGAACCUUCAUGAGCCUGGAAAAGGGCAGUAUGAUUUCAGUGGAAGAGCUGACAUCGUUAGAUUCAUUAAGGAAAUCCAAGCACAUGGCUUAUACGCAAGUCUCAGGAUUGGUCCCUUUAUCGAGGCCGAAUGGAAUUACGGGGGAUUACCUUUCUGGUUGCAUGACGUCCCAGGCAUUGUUUACCGAUGCGAUAAUGAACCUUUUAAGGUACAGGUGCAUAUGCAGAAUUUCACCACAAAAAUAGUAAACAUGAUGAAAUCAGAAAACUUAUAUGCUUCACAAGGUGGACCUAUCAUACUAUCACAGAUUGAGAAUGAGUAUGAAAUGGUGGAACAUGCAUUCCAUGAGAAAGGACCACCGUAUGUGAGAUGGGCUGCACAAAUGGCGGUUGCACUUCAAACUGGGGUUCCCUGGAUGAUGUGCAAACAAUAUGACGCUCCUGAUCCUGUGAUCAACACUUGCAAUGGGAUGAAAUGCGGGGUAUCAUUCCCGGGGCCAAAUUCACCAAACAAACCAUGGCUUUGGACUGAAAAUUGGACAACUUGGUAUAGAGCAUACGGUAAAGAACCAGAGACAAGAUCUGCCCAAGACAUUGCUUUCCAAGUUGCUCUUUUUGUUGCAAGAAAUGGGACAUUCGUCAACUAUUAUAUGUAUCACGGUGGAACAAAUUUUGGGAGAACAACCUCAGCGUUCACAACAACAAGUUACUAUGACGAUGCCCCCCUCGACGAGUAUGGGUUCAUUAGACUGCCAAAAUGGGGGCAUUUGAAGCAACUGCACGAAGCAAUCAAGUCAUGUUCAAAUCCUAUAUUAUUUGGAACCCAAUUUACACUCUCUCUUGGUCAACAACAAAUGGGGUACAUUUAUCAACGAAAUUCAGGCGAAUGUGCUGCUUUUCUAGUCAACCAAGACGAUACGAAAUCCGUUGCUGUGAUAUUUCACAAUUCUUCGUAUGAGUUGGGUCCAAGUUCAGUUAGCAUUUUGCCUGAUUGCAAGAACGUAGUCUUCAACACUGCCAAGGUAAAUGUUAAGAACAACACGAGAUUGAUAACAACAGGCAAGAAGUUUAACGAAUCCGAAAUGUGGCAAGAAUUCAAAGACAUUAUUCCUACAUUCGCAGACACAUCAAUGAGAUCCAAAACAUUGCUAGAGCACAUGAAUACAACCAAAGACAUGUCGGAUUAUCUUUGGUACACUUUUAGCUAUCAACAUGAAUCAUCAAACAGUAAAGCAGUGCUUAGUGUGCGCUCGGCUGGCCAUGUUUUGCAUGCGUUUGUCAAUGGUGCUUCGGUUGGAUCUGGCAAUGGAAAUCACGAGAAGGUAAACUUCACGCUAGAUAAUACAAUUACAUUAAACAAUGGCAGUAACAACAUCUCCCUCUUAAGUGUUACGGUUGGUUUGCCGGAUUCAGGAGCCUUUUUAGAGAGAAAAGCCUUGGGGCUUCGAAGAGUAAGGAUUCAUGAUAUACAAAAUUCAAAGGAUUUGAGCAAUCAUCGAUGGGGAUAUCAGGUUGGACUAUUAGGAGAAAAAUUACAAAUAUAUAUAGACCACUCCUCAAGCAACGUUCAAUGGAGAAAUUUUACUUCUUCCAACAAUCCCCUUACAUGGUACAAGGUUAGAUUUGAUGCACCAGCUAAAAACGAGUCUUUUGGAUUAAACCUCGAAAGUAUGGGAAAAGGUGAAGUAUGGAUCAAUGGGCAAAGCAUAGGUAGAUAUUGGGCUUCAUUCCUUACAUCUCAAGGAUCACCCUAUCAAACUUGGUACCAUGUGCCAAGGUCAUUCCUUAAACCUAAAGACAACUUGCUUGUUAUUCUUGAAGAGCAAAAUGGGUCGCCUCUUGGAAUUUCCUUGGACAUCAUAUCAACCAUUUGAGACAUUGUUUGAGAAAAUUAGAGUGUUAAUUCUUCAAAUAUCGGGAAAAGAAUUUGAGCUGAGGCUAUUUUAUUUCUAGCAUCAAGAUAUUUUUUAUUUUAUUUUUAAAUUUUUUAAGUUAUUUUAUUUUCAAUUUUACCUAUGCUAAGUUACGGAAAUUACAAUGGAAUAAUAUAUAUAUAUAUAUAUAUAUAUAUAUAUAUAUACUUUCUUCAAUUUUAUAAAACUAAUAAAAGUUCAGUUAUUAAUUUCUUUU